Molecule: messenger RNA, 3045 nt
Organism: Clarias gariepinus (North African catfish)
Lineage: Eukaryota; Metazoa; Chordata; Actinopteri; Siluriformes; Clariidae
Gene: entpd1
Product: ectonucleoside triphosphate diphosphohydrolase 1
Exons: 10
Coding region: 833-2323 (496 amino acids)
Biological process (GO): nucleoside diphosphate catabolic process
Cellular component (GO): plasma membrane
Molecular function (GO): UDP phosphatase activity; GDP phosphatase activity
Source: RefSeq, a predicted model, not a curated record
GUUCCUGUUGUAACUUAUUUGUAAAACAGAUAUAAACAUCGCUGUCUCUCCAGUUUUAUUUUUUGCUCUUCCCUUAGGUGAAUAAGACAAAAUAGGAUCUUGGCCCUGAAAGGUUAAACAAAUCUUGCUUCCAAAAAGGCUAAAUAACUGAUUCUUCACAAACUAUAGCAUAUAUAUUAUUUAUAUUAUUAAGACACAUAUUGGUACACUAUUAGAUUAGCUGUAGAGUUAAUCAGUUCCUGUGGAGCAGUGAUUCUCAGAUCUUUGUAGGUCUGUUCUAUAUUAUGCUUCAUGGACAAUUUAUCACAAGUGUCAUGGCCCUGACGAGAGCUAGCUCAAAAUGUCAUAACAGAGAGCAUGAAAAAUAGCAUAUUCAUUUUAGUAAUAGUGUUGUUAUCUAAAACAAGCUGGGAUUUCUUUUCUUUCUUUUUUUGGGGGGGGGAAAACUGUCCAAUUUCAGUAAUUAGUGGUGUGAGGAACUCAGAUUUAUUAUUAAUAGAUCCCCUUGACUGUAAUCCUCCUUAACUUUGAAAAGUAUAAUGCAGGAUCUACUGUUAUUUACUUUGGAGUUUGACAAAGUUAUACACAAUCUAUGGAUUGCACUAUCUUAGCCAAAUCAGGAUAAGUACAGACAAGUCGCACCAAUGAUGCAGAUUUCCGGCUAUGCCUACUCAAUCCUAGACACCCCCAACUUCAGUACAAAACAGUUUUUCCAUGUUUGAAGACACAGUGUAUUAAGAAGAGCAAAUUCAUUGGAACUACAAGAGCAAAUUCCUUUUAAUGAACGUGUAGAGAACCAUCACAGGAUACACAGCCCAUUAAGGAAGAUUACAUGCUCAUAGGGGAGAUGAAAGUGAAGAAUCCGUGGCACAAGCCAAAGAUCAUCUGUAUCGCUUGCAUUAUAGCGGUGGGAAUCAUCAUAAUGGUGGCAAUUGCAGUAGUACAACACAAACCUCUACAACAGAAAUACAAGUAUGGGAUAGUCCUUGAUGCAGGGUCUUCUCACACAUCUGUUUACAUCUACGAGUGGCCAGCUGAGAAAGAGAACAACACUGGCAUGGUACAGCAGAAACAUUCAUGCAAUGUAAAAGGAAAAGGGAUCUCCAGUUACUCAAGUUAUCCAUAUGAGGCUGGUCAGUCAUUGAAGGAAUGUAUGGAUGAGGCCAAGAUGGCCAUACCAGAGUACAGACACCAUGAAACUCCUGUAUACCUGGGAGCCACAGCAGGCAUGAGACUACUCAAGAUGGACAAUGAUAUGGCCUCUGAAUCUGUGCUGAUGUCUGUGGAGAAAUUUCUUCAGACUUACCCAUUUAACUAUCAGGGAGCUCGUAUUAUCACUGGUCAAGAAGAGGGAGCUUUUGGCUGGAUCACUGUCAACUACCUAAGUGAUAACUUCCGAAAGGCUUCAGGGACUAUGGGAGCUCUUGACCUAGGUGGAGCCUCCACCCAGAUCACCUUCGUGUCUGGACAGGAAUCGCAGUCUCCAGACAACUCUAUUGAUUUCCGGCUCUAUGGAAAUGAUUAUCAUCUUUACACCCAUAGUUUUCUUUGUUAUGGAAAAGAUCAAGUGCUAAAGCUUUCUUUGGAACAACAAAUACAAACACUUGAUAUGACAGAUAACAUAGUUCUGAAGGACCCUUGUUUCCAUCCAGGCUAUAAUGUCAGUAAGACUUUUGGUAGUGUCUUUGACAGCCCCUGUACCAAAAAGGUUACCAGACAGCAGAUACAGAACCUAACUCAUUUGGGCCUGGGGAAUUGGAAUAAGUGCCAUGAAGCAGUUAGAAGGGUCCUUAAUCAUACUUACUGUCAUUAUUCAACAUGUUCCUUCAAUGGCAUCUUCCAGCCCCCUGUGGAAGGAAGAUUUGGGGCAUUUUCUGCUUACUUCUUUGUGAUGAACUUUUUAAAUCUGACCAAUUAUAGCUUGGAUAUGGCCAAAACAAACCUGCAACAUUAUUGCAACACUCCCUGGAACAAGAUAAAGCAACAAUACCCCCAAGUAAAGGAGAAGUAUCUUGCAGAAUAUUGCUUCUCAGCUACCUAUAUCAUAACCUUGUUGGAAGAUGGAUACAACUUCACUUCUGACAACUGGAAAAACAUUGAAUUCAUCAGAAAGAUUGGAGACAGUGAAGCUGGCUGGACACUGGGUUACAUGCUGAACCUGACUAACAUGAUUCCUGCUGAAGCUCCAGACACUCCACUCCUGCCUUAUGGGGGCUAUGUCACGCUCAUGCUCUUCCUCUCUGUCCUGAUUUUUGUCUUUUUGCUACUUGGUUUCAUAUUUUUCCGUCGACCAUCUGGCCAACCCCAUAAAGAAAUCAUUUAGACGUUAACAGACGCAGACUGCUAUCUGUCCUUAUUUAUCAGAUAUUUCUGAAGAAUGAAUCAUACGGGACUGAAAACCACUUUUUAAAGCUCUUCAAGAGUGUAAAGCUAUGUGCUUUAAUAGCAGGUCAGUGUAAGACAAUAAAGACUGUAUACCUCAUGUUAAGGAAACAAAGGCUGAAUUCAAGGAUUCGAACCCUGUGGAAUUGGAGGACAUGAUGCCUAUUCAUGUUUCUGAUUUCUAGACUUUUAAGGCUAAAAAAAAAUCUCAGGAGUACAGAUUAUAACUGAUAUUGCAGAAGGCUGUAGGAUUCCUCUCAUAGACAGUACGCACUGAUUUAAGUAUAUUGUGUGCCUUCAAUCCCUAUGAAGAGCACAUAUUAAUCCUCAAGCAUACAAAACAUAUUUUAUUCAAAAUGCAAUACAACUGCCUGACUGAAUAGGGCAGGUGUAGCAAUGUAGCCCUAUAGCUAUGUUAUGGCCAUAUACAAUGCACAUAAGCCUGAGUAGUUUUAGUAUUAAUUCAUUAUGAUAUUUCUGGAAGCACACACUGUGUUUCUUGUACUGAAAGAUAAGAACACGCUGUUGGAUCUGUUGGAUUUGUCUUUUUAUCCAAAUAUAUGGUGUUUAUAUUGUGCAUUAAAUAUACUGUAAUGAUGAUAGAUGUCCAAAAUGACAGACUGUCAAAUGGAGGCACAUUCAAUUAAAAGCACUGUGUACGGU